Talaromyces stipitatus ATCC 10500 is the source of this 1947-nucleotide messenger RNA. RefSeq names its product aldehyde reductase (AKR1), putative. Gene Ontology annotation, cellular component: cytosol. Bases 68 to 1006 code for a protein of 312 amino acids. Lineage: Eukaryota; Fungi; Ascomycota; Eurotiomycetes; Eurotiales; Trichocomaceae. Gene Ontology annotation, molecular function: aldose reductase (NADPH) activity. The transcript is spliced from 4 exons. The record is from RefSeq and is a predicted model, not a curated record.
AUAGCGAAAAGAAAGAUCUUCGAAAUCGAUUUUGAACCGAGUAUAUUGCAAUCGACUAUUCUGAAUCAUGCCUGGCACACGAUACAAGCUCAACACCGGAGCCGAAAUUCCAGCCCUCGGAUUCGGUACAUGGCAGGAUGCUGAUGCACAGGUCGAUGCCGUGAAGGAGGCCAUCAAGGCGGGAUAUCGGCACAUCGACACCGCCAAAGUCUACGGUACCGAAGAACCCGUAGGAAGGGCCAUUAAGGAGAGUGGCAUCCCCAGAAACGAAUUGUUCGUUACCACCAAGCUCUGGAACCACGAGCAUCACCCAAAUGAUGUUCCAAAGGCCCUUGAUGGCUCACUCAAGGACCUGAAGAUGGACUACGUUGAUCUGUUCUUGAUUCACUGGCCCGUAGCUUGGAAGCCUGGCAACGAUCUAUUUCCAAAGGAGAAUGGCAAGCCAGCUGUGGCGGACAUAGAUUUUGUUGACACCUAUAAAGCAAUGGAAAAUCUCCUCCAAACCGGCAAAGUAAAAGCAAUCGGCGUCUCAAACUUCUCCAAGGCCCAAAUGGAGCAUCUACUCAAGAACACCUCCGUGGUCCCCGCCGUGCAUCAACUCGAGUGUCAUCCAUGGUUGCAGCAGACCGAGUUUGUGAACUGGCAUCGGGAGAAGGGUAUCCAUAUCACUCAUUAUUCUCCAUUUGGUAACCAGAAUGAGAUCUAUUCUGGUCCCAAGCAUUUGGGUAAACUGAUUGAGAGUCCGGAACUUAAUGAGAUUGGAAAGAAGUAUGGAAAGACGGGUGCUCAGGUUGCUCUAGCUUGGGGCAUUACUCAAGGCCAUUCGGUCCUACCAAAGUCCAAGACUCCAAAGCGUAUUCAGGAUAACUUGCAGGGUGACUUUAAGCUCAGCGAUGAGGAUAUGAAGAAGAUUAAGAGCAUCGAUAAGAAGUUGCGGUUCAACGAUAGCAGUGCUGACUUUGGCAUGGAAUUCUUCGGUGACCUGGAUGGCAAGAAUUCUGUUUAAAGUCUGGCAAACUACCUGUAGCUAUGCGGUAUAGGCGUAAAAAUGAAUGGCGAAUAGAUAGCUACGAAUUGAUGAGUGGAUUUCAUGAGUGAUUAUGAGACUUCUAUAUACAUGCAUGUCGUCACACUCGGAUAGUUCUGCGUAUGGAGUUUGGUGGUCGCUUAUGGACUUUGGACCAUCCCUUGCCACCUUCAUAUGCGUUCCUGAAACCGGCCCUGCUUCUGAAUCAACAGGCCGGCGUCAAAGCUGCAUGAACUGCCUCUCAGCAGACGUUAGUACUGGAGUUGUUCUUCUGGAACCAAUCCAUUUGGUAAGACUCCACACGCGGAACGAAGCCUUGUUCCAUAGACUUGAGACGAUAAAUGUGAGAUGGCUUGUGGUUCUCGGGGCAGCGAACGUUGUUCAUUGCCGAGCAUGCUCAUACUCGAAAUCGGAAAAUAGCAUGAAGACACAGGUUUGUAUCAACGCCAUCCACCAACUCUACCUUCAUCCCACCGUGCUCUAGCCUCCUUCCUAGACUCCAGCUUAGCACCCUCAGUCCUAAUCCGUCUCACCCAAUCCGUAACUUCCUUAUCCGAAGCACGGCUCAUGUGAUGAUCGCUCUCAAGAAAACUUUCUUCAACCGCAUGACAAAUCGCCUCCUGUUCCGCAACGGCAGCAGUGAGACGUUGAUACAACGCUUUCGGGGACCAAGGUUCCAGCGCAGCAUCCAUUUCGGUUUGUUUCUUUCGCCAUGAUACUUCGAGGGAUUGAUGGUUGAGGAGGAGAGAUUCGGUGGUUGCGCGGAGGCUUGCGACUCGCGACUCGAGUUCUAGGACGUGCUGGGCGAGUGCUUUGUUGGAGUCUAGAUGCGACUGGAGGACUUGCUGGGAAGCUGGGUAGGAGGGGUGUAAGGUUGAUAGCGCAGAGAGAAGGGCUGGGUUGGAGAGGACUGAUUGUAG